Molecule: messenger RNA, 4344 nt
Organism: Leptinotarsa decemlineata (Colorado potato beetle)
Lineage: Eukaryota; Metazoa; Arthropoda; Insecta; Coleoptera; Chrysomelidae
Gene: slmb
Product: beta-transducin repeat containing E3 ubiquitin protein ligase slmb
Molecular function (GO): protein dimerization activity
Source: RefSeq, a predicted model, not a curated record
UACCCGAUGACAAUUCUGCCACUGUACGAUACAGCCCGCAAGAAAGAACCGUCGGCGACUUUCAACACGGAGAGAGAAGCAUGUCUGAAAUAUUUCGAAAAAUGGUGCGAGGAGGACCAGGUGGACUUCGUGGAAAAUCUGCUGGCCAGAAUGUGCCACUACCAGCACAGUCACAUCAACUCGUAUCUGAAACCGAUGCUGCAGAGAGAUUUCAUUUCUUUGUUGCCAAAGAAAGGAUUAGAUCACGUGGCGGAAAAUAUACUCUCUUAUUUGGAUGCAGAUAGUCUGAGAAAUGCAGAGGUGGUGUGUAAAGAAUGGUUCAGGGUAAUUUCUGAAGGCAUGAUGUGGAAGAAAUUAGUUGAAAGAAAAGUUAGGACAGACUCGCUUUGGCGUGGGUUAGCCGAAAGAAGAAUGUGGAUUCAAUAUCUCUUCAAACCUCGACCAGGAGAAAAUCACCGUCCCCACGGCUUCUACCGUUCGCUCUUCCCCAAAAUAAUCCGCGACAUAGACAGCAUCGAAUCAAACUGGCGCAACGGAAAGCACAUCUUGCAGCGUAUCAACUGCCGCUCGGAGAACAGCAAAGGAGUGUAUUGCCUUCAGUACGACGAUCAGAAGAUCGUGUCUGGAUUGAGGGAUAACACUAUCAAGAUUUGGGACAGAAGCACACUGCAGUGCACCAAAGUGCUUACGGGGCACACCGGGAGCGUGUUGUGUUUGCAAUACGACGAUAAGGUAAUAAUCAGUGGUUCAAGCGAUUCAACAGUACGAGUAUGGAAUGUCAACACUGGUGAAAUGGUCAACACUCAAAUACAUCAUUGCGAAGCCGUCCUUCAUCUCAGAUUCAACAACGGAAUGAUGGUUACUUGUUCCAAGGAUCGCUCCAUAGCCGUUUGGGAUAUGACUUCACCGACCGAGAUAACGCUGCGCAGAGUGCUCGUGGGUCACAGGGCGGCCGUGAACGUCGUGGACUUUGACGAGAAAUACAUAGUGUCGGCAUCGGGUGAUAGGACUAUUAAAGUGUGGAACACUUCGACAUGUGAGUUUGUGCGAACAUUGAAUGGACAUAAACGCGGCAUUGCCUGUUUGCAGUAUAGGGAUAGAUUAGUCGUUAGCGGCAGUUCGGACAAUACUAUAAGACUAUGGGAUAUCGAAUGUGCGGUCUGCCUUAGAGUACUGGAGGGCCACGAAGAACUAGUUAGGUGUAUAAGAUUUGAUUCAAAACGUAUCGUAAGUGGAGCUUACGAUGGCAAAAUCAAAGUAUGGGAUCUCUUGGCUGCCCUUGAUCCCAGAGCACCAACUAGCUCUCUAUGUCUCAGGACCUUGGUGGAACAUACAGGGCGGGUGUUCAGACUUCAGUUUGACGAGUUCCAAAUUGUGAGCAGUUCUCACGAUGACACCAUCCUCAUCUGGGACUUCCUGAACUCCAUCCCAGAACCGAAAAGCAACUCCUCAUCCAAGAGUAACGAAACUAGAUCUCCGUCACCUUUUUCAACAACCUACGAGUGAACCGUCGGAAAUGAUGACCGUGGUGUACAGACAAAUAAAUUUAUAUUUAUUCAUCAUAUUUAGCGAGUUCCAGCAGAGGUGAUUUUUUUUUUUCUAAUUGAAACUUGAUUCGAUUUUUCUAUUGUGAGAGGUUGUACCUACAUUUUCGACUGAUGUAUGUGGCUAACUAUAAGGCGUAAAUAUAUAUAUAUUAUUUCUUUUUUUGUGAAUGUUUUGAGCAAAUACAAACUUUUCAUUCAUUGACGGUGAACUGAUAUAUGAAUCUGAAGUAGUAGUUGUUGAUCGAUUUAGUCAGUUGAUUCAUUCAAAAUUUUUGGACAACCUUAAAGCUACAUUAACACUCUGGCUCAAGAGCUACAAAAGCCUGAUGAAUGAGCCCCGGAAAAAGAUUCCUGUUGAGGAAUUCCUAUUCAUUUUGAAAGUUCCAGCCCAAUUUCAGUAGAAGUCAUUGCUUAGAAGCUUCCUUCGCUUCAAAGCUUGAUAGGAAUGUUUUUGAAGAGUGUUUAAAAUUCACAUUAUUCUAGAAUUUCCCAGAGAACAGAUGGGUUACAAUAAAUUUUGAUUCGUUUUCCAAUAUUUGAAUUAAUAUACGUAUUUUAUAUUGAAAAUAACUUUAAAGUAUUAUUAUUAAGAGAGAUAUAUAUCGAAUUUGUUUAAUGAGUGGAAUAAUAAAAAAAAAAAGAUUUAUCCCACUUCUGCCACCAAAUGCAAAAUUUGUGUUUCGCCCCUUUGAUUGAUAAGUUUUGAUUACUUUUGAAUUGAUUUUUUUCCUCAUGUUGUGUGUAACAAGAAACUAUGAGGACUACCUUUCUAAAAGAUUAACACUGGUAAAAAAAAUGUCUAAGUAUAUUUCAAUCUAACAUAAUCAUAGGUGUUUGGAUGAAAUUGAUUGGUGUAUUUUUGUGAAUGUGAGAUUCAAUCACUCUGUUGUUUGUGAAUAAAUGAAGAGAAAGAAUGACGCAAUACUUACUUUUAGUAGGUGCAACUGAUUCAACAUGGGAAGCUGUUUCGGGGAAAAUGAAAUUUUGUGUUUAUAUUGGACUUUGUUUAUUUUAAAAAAAGUUUUAUGAGGGUCACAAAUAGUGGAUUGCGUUAUUUUUUCUCCAUGCUUCAAUUGGCACUAUGUUAGAUCUUUUACAAUGUAAGUUUAAGGUAACAAGAAAAUAUUAGCAAAUUUUAGCUGAAUCGACUUGUUGAAAUAUUAUUCGAUAUAUUUGUGAGAUGCAAUUUGCAUGUUCCGAUAAAAUUUUUUGACGUUUGACCUAACCGGCUUAGGUUGGAUGCAGCAAAAGGCGCGACUUAAUAAAGAGUAUUCUUUUUAAAAAUCUGAGUUUGACAAGCAGUGAUUGAAGUUGAAUUAUUUGUUGCUUAAUUAGGUUGAUAAUUAUUAGGAUAAUCUUCGAGACCAAAAUCUAAUAUCGUAAGGCAGUAUGAAUUUUUGGCAAAAAAACCCAGGAACUGAUAAUCAGAAUUUUGAACUUUCACAGAGGUAAUCCCACAAAAAAAAAUUUCAUCUGAAAGUUGCGCUCUGCAUAAUCUAUCAGUUGUUAUUUAAGUAAUUUUUCCCUUUAUUGUACAGAUACUAGCUGUUGCUUUUCACGAAUUUGUAGACUUUUCAGUAUUUUUACCUAGAAAUUAUAUUGCAAUAAAUUGUGCAGCGAGAAGUUUAUUAACUUCAAAUUUCUCUGUUCAAUUUAUUGUCGUAGUUCAACGGUUUCUGCCAAAUGUAGUUUAUAUGAAAAUAAAGUGUUUCGUCUGAAGUAGAUGAAAUCAUUUGUUAUUUAUCGAAUGAGAAUAUAUAAUUUGAGUUUUCAUGUUUUUUUUUAGUCUGAUUUCAUUAUUUUACAUAUCGGCAAUUGAGAAAAAUUUCAGGUUUCUUGGCCGAGCUUUUUAUUUUCCUUAUCUAAUCUCUUGAAAUGAUCUUUCAAGAGUGCUCUGACACAAUGUUCCCUCAUUAAGAUUACACUGGUACUUUGCAGGAUGCGCUUUUAUUUCAGAAAUUCUUUUAGACCAACUGUAUUAGUUCUGACAUUGCCACAUGAUGGUGCUAAUAGUAAAGAUUUUUUUAAUUUUAGUGUGAUCAUUGAUAAGUGAUCCUAUUAUUGAUUCGUAAAAACGAAUAAGUGAAGCUAUCGCAAAAAAUUGCGUAAGUUGUGUUAUGAUUGUGAAGAAAUACAUGUUAAUCCCCAUAUUCUGAUAAUAUUAAGAUGCAGUUACAGGAGUAUUAACAGUAUCUAGCAUUGUUUUGGAAGAGCCAUAUUGGUAACCAGAUUUGCAUAAAAAUUCUACAUGUAAUCAGUCGCCAUACCAGUGUAUAGGCAUCUAAAUGCUUAUCAAUCCAAACCUCAACAGAAGUUUGGGAGAGAAGUUUUGUUCUUCUUCAUGAUUUGCACAACUUUUAUAAUUGAAAAUUUUGUCAUCAUUGUAUGUUUACAAGAGUUUUUGCGGAUUGGUCCUUCCACUGAGAAUUUCAAGUAAGAGAAUAAUCAACUAGAAAUUUAAUUUAUCUUUGAGAUACUUUCCAAGGAACAUUUCAAAAGAAAAUAACGAUACGUUUCAUUCAGUCGAAACACUCAAUACAUUUUAGAUUACUUAUGAAAAGCUUUUGUGAUAAAAACUUAUCCUGAAAAAAUAUGUAUGGAUGUUUUUUACUAUUAAGUGAGUGACUGUACUUUUUCGAUUUUUGUUUUAAAGCAUGAAAAGGUACUAAUGAUUUGUCUAUACAUAAAAUUCAGAUGAUGUACAUAUUGUAAGUGUAGUAUUUAAUAUAUUUUUUGUUUUGCAUUUACUUAGAAUUAUUUAUAUUGUGCGUAAUAAACUGAAUCAAUUGGAACUCAA